CAGCCACACUCAUCACGCCUGUUCCGGCUCUCGUGACCCCGUCGUGCAUCCACUAACCAAGGAGCGCAGAGAGGGCCCAGGAGUCUCUAGCGCUGCAGCAGCGACGACUCCUAACCCGCCAGAUUAUUCGGCCGAGCCACGGCCACUCCAACCUGCGCUGGCCCAGAGGAAAACACACUAACAGCUCUCAGUUGGCGCCGCAAGCCACGUGACACGUUUGGGUCAUGUGACCCUGAAACCUGGCGGCUGAAGUCUGUUACCCCGGCAACUGCUGGGCCCCGGUCGACCUCCGGAAAAGCGCGGAAUUCAGAGGCGAAGUGUUUCCAACAUUGUACAUACUUUGGAAUGUUUACUUUGGGAAGUGAAAAUUAUUGAUAAUGGCCCACUCUUCCAAAGAAGAGCUAGAUGAAGAGUUUGAACAGUUCAUGAAAGAGCUUUCAGAUGAUUCUUUUGAAAAUUCAAACAAAACGCCUAGAAAACCUAAAGAAGUGCAGAAGAAAGAUACAGUGCCAUGGUGGAUAACUGAAGAUGAAUUUGAUGAUGGUGGACUGCUGGGAACAAAUGUAAGCUAUUUGAAAACAAAGAAGACCCCUCAGCCUGUUAUGGAAAUUGAAGAGGAGUCUGCUGAAAGGAUUCAGUUUCUUAAAAGCAGUGGAACCUCUGUCCUAAGUAUUGACAGCUUAGAAGCCAAUGAGAUGGUUUCAGAGCUCAAUCAUAGUGUUCUUGGAUUGGGAUUGGACACAUUAGAAGAACAAGAGGAAAAAGAGCAGUUUUUUGCCAGGCUUGAGAAAGGCUUAACAUCUUCCAUUGAUUAUUCAAGAUUAAAUAAGGAAUUGGAUUCCAGUGACUCCAUACAUUUUAAAGCUUUACAUAGUAAUCAAGCUCUCAUGGAACUAACCGAAGAUAUGCAUGGGAGUGAAACAAAACAUGAAGAAUUAGCAGAAAAUUACAGUGACGAUUUUGAAGAUGAAGAGGAUGUUGAUGCACCUUUGACCCCUAAGGAAGAGACUUAUUCCAAAGAAAAUCCCAAAUCAGAAAAAAUAUGUGUACCCAAGCAGGAAGAAGAGAAGACUGGCAUGCUGGCUAAUGUGGUGCUGCUUGAUUCAUUGGAAUCUGUUACAGAGGUCAACUUUGAUGAACAGAACAGGGCAACAACCAAGCCAGAGGUCCUCCCAGAUAUGAAUGAUAAUGAAAUGACAGGAACAGGUGUUUCUUAUGGACAAAGCAAUAGUGACAUUGAAGCUCUGCAUCAGGCUUACUGUCAUAUAGCCCAUUCUUUGGGAGAUGCAGAUGAACAAAGAACUGAGAGUAAUGCAGUGGGAAGUAUCAAAAGCUCGGCAAAAGGGCAUCAAGAAAAUGAAGAGUCUUCUAAAAACAUCUCUACUACGGAAUCUGAUCUGCCCACCGUAGAAGAGCUGAUGAAACCUAUCAGAAUAGAUUCCUUUGGAGUCAGCGAUUUUGAUUUACAACCUGUCAGCUAUAAGAAAUUGACUGAGAAUAAAGAAACUGAAUUUAUUAGCCCUUUACCCCUGAAGAUGGGCCCACAUGUUACAUCUCAAGAACCACAAAACGUGAGCCAGUUUUUGGACAAAAAUGAAGAAAAUGUAGUUUUACAAAUGGCCACAGAUGAAGGUAUAGGAAACAACGGUGCAAGAGUAAAUACUGUGGAAGAACAAAUAGAUAAAAUGUAUCUUGAUAUCUUGAAGAAAAAAAUAUCUGUUGCUCCUUCGUUAUUACCUCAGGAUGACAAAAUAAACAAAACUUCUCAAUCUCAGGUCAGUUCUGGAGAAGAAGGGGCUGUAAUUGGUAGACAGCUGCCAUACAAGAAGGCCAGAAGUGCACCUCCUUUAUUUAAAAGAAAACCACAGAGUGGAUUAUAUGCAUCAGUUCGGAGCUCAGGCUACGGCAAACCCAGUUCACCAUGCAAGACAUUUUCUAACCUUGAAAAGAAAACCUCAAAGGACAUUAUGAAAAGCAAAAACUUGAGAUCCAUUCCUACCUCAAAUCAAGCUAGGAAAAAAGAAAUCUUAUCUGGAACAAAACUCAUCAAGUCUGCAGUUUUGGGUAAACCAUCUCCCCAAAUUGAAAGUUGUCUGGCUCCUCCUGAGAAAUCUGAAGGCCCCACAGAAUCUGAUUGCUGUGUUCAGUUUCAGAAUGAUUCUUCAGGAUAUCAUGGUGGGAACAAAGAGACAGAACUGAUUAUGUUUAGAAGAGUUCAGGAAGCAGAGGAAAAGUGGAGGGGUGCACAAGCCCUAAUUGAGCAAAUUAAGGUUACAUUCUCAGAAAAAGAGAGAGAACUGGAAAAUAAAAUGGAGGAACUAAAGAGACAACAGGAAAAGGAACUCUUCAGGUUGAAUCAAGACAAUUAUAUUCUUCAAGCCAAGUUAAGUAGCUUUGAAGAAGCAAACAAAAAGCAAAGGUGGUUGCAUUUUGGAGAAAUAACUGAUCCUGUCACUGAAGAAAAAUUGAAGCAAAUCCAAAAAGAAAUACAAGAACAAGAGACCCUUCUUCAGGGAUAUCAGCAGGAAAAUGAAAAAUUAUAUAAUCAAGUGAAAGAGCUCCAAGAACAAAACAAGAAAAAUAAGGAGCAAAUGUUCAAGGAAAACCAGAGUUUAUUCAGCGAGUUAGCUUCCUUAAAAGAACAGAUGCACAAAAAUCGUUUCCUGUCUCACGUAGUGGAAGAUUCGGAGCCCGCCAGAAACCAGAAUUUUACAGACCUGUUAGCAGAACUACGGGUGGCACAGAAAGAAAAAAACAGUUUAUUGGAGGACAUUAAAAGACUGAAGCAGGACAAACAAGCUCUUGAAGUAGACUUGGAAAAAAUGAAGAAAGAGAGAGACCAAGCCAAAGACCAGAUUGCUUAUGCCACAGGUGAAAAAUUAUAUGAAAUAAAAAUUUUAGAAGAAACACAUAAACAAGAAAUCAGUCGCCUGCAAAAAAGAUUACAGUGGUAUGCUGAAAAUCAGGAACUUCUGGAUAAAGAUGCAUUUCGGCUUAAAGAAGCAAAUGAAGAAAUCGAGAAACUGAAACUUGAGGUUGAGAAGCUAAAAGCUGAAUCUGGAAAUCCAUCUAUUCAGCAGAAGAUACGUUUAAAAGAAAAAGCAGCUGAUGCCAAAAAAAUUCAGGAUCUAGAACGACAAGUUAAGGAAAUGGAAGGAAUUCUCAAGAGACGAUACCCCAAUUCUUUACCUGCUUUAAUAUUGGCUGCAUCAGCAGCUGGUGAUACAGUGGAGAGAAAUACAGUGGAAUUUAUGGAAAAAAGGAUAAAAAAACUGGAAGCUGAUCUGGAGGGCAAAGAUGAAGAAGCAAAGAAAAGCCUCCGUACCAUGGAGCAGCAGUUUCAGAAAAUGAAGAUCCAGUAUGAACAGAGACUUGAGGAGCAGGAGCAGCUGCUUGCCUGCAGAUUAAAGGAGGCAGCCCAGAACCAACACGACAGCCCCUCCAGGGUGAAAGCACUAGAAAAGGAACUGGAGGAGGUUAAGGAAAGUCACCAAAGCACCGUGAGAAACCUUGAAGCCGAAAUAGAUGUUCUUAAACACCAGAACGCGGAGUUGGAACUCAAGAAAAAUGAUAAAGAUGAUAAAGACUUCCAGUCUAUAGAAUUCCAGGUGGAACAGGCUCAUUCAAAAGCUAAACUGGUCAGGCUCAAUGAGGAGCUGGCUGCAAAGGGGAGAGAGAUACAGGACCUUUCCAAAACUGUGGAGAGGCUUCAGAAGGAGAGGAGAAAGAUGCUCUCACAUCAGCACUGCAAGGCUGGAGAGGAAAUCACCACCAAAAGGCUGAAGAGAGAUGGUCUGCACCCAGGUAAAGGAGACGCGAACUCCGUCCCUGGAUCCCUGGAGGGCAGGCUUUACCAACCACGUGCUUUUACUGAUGCCCAUGUUUCAGAGGUUUUACAAGAAAACUGCAGAUUGAAAAAUGAACUGGAGAGAUUAACUGUGGAGAGGAAUGAGCUGAAGAUGAAAUCUGAAGUAGCAGUGAACCAAUUUGAAAAUUCCAUGAAAAGGUUCAAGGAAGAUACUGCAGCACAUAUCGCAUCUCUCAAAGCAUCUCAUCAGAGGGAAGUAGAGAAACUCCUUUGCCAAAAUGCAGUAGAAAAUGCUUCUUCCAAAGUAGCCGAACUAAAUCGUAAAGUAGCAACUCAAGAGGUACUUCUAAAACAUUUCGAAAAUCAAGUUAACGAACUGCAGGGUAAACAAGAGUCUCUUGUAGUUUCUCAAGUUCGAGAAGAAAUCCUGCAGAGAGAGGCUGAAUCCAUCCAAGAAGGUGCCCAACUUCAUUUUGAGCACUGCAACCAGCCUGGCAUAUGUGGAAGGGAGAAAGUAAUCCAUUCAUCUGGAACCUUUUGGAAUAUUACAAAACUCUUGGAGGAAUUGAGAGAAGCCAAAGAAAACCAUACACCAGAAAUGAAACAUUUUAUGGUCUUAGAAAAGAAAAUUAAACAGAUGGAAAUGAGACAUGAACAAAGAGAGCAGGAGCUUCAACAGAAGACCAGCUAGCAACUAUCCAUACACAGAACACAACUGUGAAAAAUCCCAGAAUACAGAUGUGAGGUUGAAGCACCCACUUAGACCACAGAGACAAGGAAGGACCUUGGAAGGAACAAACUCUGACAGCAUUUCCCCUCCCUAGACCGGCACAGCACUGCACAGGGAGAGGCUCUCUGGAGCCUUCCUGGGAGGAAGAGAGAAACCAGUAUCAACAUCCACCUCACCAACCCUUGUGGGUAGGUAGUUCCUAGGAGACCCACUCAGGUCUUGCCUCAUAGGUAAUUCAGGGAUAAUCUGUAGGAGAUCAGAUGGUGACAGAAAAGGGGGACAGGACAGGAUUUACAGCAAUCAGCUCUUGGCUCUUGGUAGACCAAGAUCCUCCUCAAAGUCAUGCCCAGGUAUUAAUACCAACCAGUGGCUGUGCCCAUCUGCAGAACCAAGAUGCUGACCCAGUAUGACCAAGGAACUUGGUGCACAGCUCUCUGAUUCAGGACUCUAAACAACAACCCUUAUUACCCUUGGAGCCAGUUCUGCCAGGGAAGCUCAUUUGUAUCCCCGCCUACUGAGUACAUCUUCCAGCUCUUCCAACCAGGAAACCUAACUAGAUACCCAGAAGCCAUGUAGCCCAUCUUAAAGCCUCAUUUACAGUGGCACUCGAGCCCAGACAGCAGCACUGCCUAUUUGCAGAGCUAAGCCACUGGCUUAGGAGCCCUGUCUGACCUGGGAAGUAGUCACAAUUUUGCCUGAUUCAGGUCCUCCAAAAAAGAGUCGUUCCCAUCUUGGACCCAUUCUGCUACCCUGCUAAUUCAUAGCACUAUCUACUGCUAAGUAUAGUACCUAGUUGAACCUUACUAUAAAGCCUGACCAGAAAUCUGGGCAACUGCAGAGCUUACCUUAUAGCCACACAUGGACAGGAAACCAAGCCACGAGUCCUAUCCACUUGUUCCAGCCAGUGACCUCAAAGCUCAGGCAGUGUCCUCACCCACACAGAGACCCUAAUAGCAAACUCUACCUGCCUAAGGACAAUGCCACCUGACCUGUCCAAAAUCCCAGCCGAGCUAAUGGACAAUGGACUGCCUCUGCCAAGGCAAACCUGUAAAGUCUAGAAAAGGUGUCCACUUUCUCUAAUGCUAUCAACACAACAGUGAUCACAAAAAAUCAGUUUAACAUCACACAACCAAAGGAAACCAGUUAAGCUCCAGUAACUGCUCGUAACAAAAUAGAGAUCUGUGGACUGUCCUGAGAAUUCAUAGAAGUUAAGUGAACUGUAGAAAUACACAGAAAGAACACCAAACAAAAUUAGAAAGACAAACAUGAGCAAAACAAGUUAAAGAAAUAUAAAUCAUCAAAAGAAAAAAGAAUCCUAAAGAAUAUGGCAGACUGAUGAAUUCAUUAGAUUGCUUCAACAGCAUACUCGACCAUACAGAAGAAAUCAGUGAGUUAGAAGAUAGGUCAUUUGAAAUUAUCCAAUCAGAGAAACCAAAAGAAGAAUGAAAAAUCACUUUUGUGGGAUUUAUGGGACACCAUCAGAAGAAAUAAUAUCAUCCUUAUGGAAAUCCCAGAAGGAGAAAUCAAGGAAAAAGGGGCAGAAAGUAUAUAUAAAGCAGUAAUGGCUAAAACUCCUAGGGAAAGAUACAGACAUUCAUAUUCAUGAAACCCAAAGGACUCUAAAUAGAUUGAACCCCCAAAAAAAGGCUAUACCGAAACAUUAUAAUUAAAUUGUAAAAAGUCAAAGACAAGUUACAGUUCAAGAAGGCAAUAUAAGAAGAUCCUGAACUUACCUCCUGCUAUGGACACACUAAAUCUACAGCAUAUGGAACAGUUUCCUCAGAACAGAAACUAGCUGAACAAGAAACAAAACCCACAUCGAUGUAAGUAGGAAAGGAUGAGACACAGUCUAACCAUAAACCUCACCCUCAAUCAAUAGCAAACUAAAAACCCCAACCUUCUCCUUGAAGGAAAAAAAGGAUUUGAGCUCCCAAGACCUUCAACAUUGAAAGCCAGUGGUUCUUGUGUCCACAAAGCUAUAGCAAAUUGAGAAGUAGCUUUUAAAGGGCUUUCACACACAUACUCACCUCAGGGCCCAGUGCAGGAGCAGCUGGCUGAAAAGCACACAGACUGUCUAUGAAAGAGGCUUAUUUGCCUAUCUUGAAACAUGUAGAGGUCUGCUGAAAUAUUCUUUGGGAAUGGAGGCCCAAGAAGCCAUGUUUGCACUCUCCUUUCUUACCUCACAAUAGCUUGCCAGAAUCUCCCAAAAAAAGAUCUUUUGGCACCCUAUUUUUAUACCUGCCUUCAGGGGACACCUCUAGGUUGCCUGGCUGUCAUGGCCAGUGAGGCUUAUGCUUCUGGUCCCAAGGGAUUUUAUAUAUAUAUAUAUAUAUAUAUAUACACACAUAUACAUAUAUAUAUAUA
Messenger RNA from Sus scrofa (pig), 6902 nucleotides. NCBI's taxonomy places the organism in Eukaryota, Metazoa, Chordata, Mammalia, Artiodactyla, Suidae. The record is from RefSeq and is a predicted model, not a curated record.